Molecule: messenger RNA, 570 nt
Organism: Trichomycterus rosablanca
Lineage: Eukaryota; Metazoa; Chordata; Actinopteri; Siluriformes; Trichomycteridae
Product: arf-GAP with coiled-coil, ANK repeat and PH domain-containing protein 2-like
Exons: 4
Coding region: 111-548 (145 amino acids)
Molecular function (GO): GTPase activator activity
Source: RefSeq, a predicted model, not a curated record
UGUAGAACUGGGUGACGUCACAGUCGCUGUUCUGAGCUCCUCUAUUAAAUCCUGAUGGAAUAAAAGUUCGGGUUUGGUGAAGCUGCUCUGUUUUCACCUCUUCACUCAUCAUGGCUGAGAAACAGAAGAGACGUGAGAACCAACGUGCUUCUUUAAUGCAGAGAUUCUUUUGUUGGCCGGUUUGUCUGACCCGUCCUCGGACGUCUUCUCAGGACGACCUGAAUGAGGACAGCAGACAGAAAUACGAUGUGGACAGAGAGAACAGGAUCGUUAUGGAGGGAUUUCUGUUCAAGAGGGCCAGCAAUGUGUUUAAGACAUGGAACAGGCGCUGGUUUAUGAUUAAGGACAAUCAGCUCAUUUACAAGAGCAAGUCUAAGCGUGAGGCGACUGUGCUGAUAGAAGAUGUGAGAUUGUGUACGAUUGAACACUCUGAGAACAUCAGACACAGCUUUCACUUCCAGCUGGUUUCACCCACUAAGAGGUGUUUUUUGAAAGCUGAUUCGGAGGAGAUUGAUGAAAGUAAUACAGAACAUCAUUACCAAGCCUGAUGAUGCUGACAGAUCAGACAGC